AUGAACAUCCUCAGCGCCUUGGCUACUCAACUUGCACGUCAAAACGAUGAAUCUUGUAGACUCCUGGACGCAUACUACGAAGUUCUUUAUCCUCCAAAAGGACCCCCACAGUCUGCAGAUGCAGACGAACCACGAGCAAAGAUUAGUCAAAUGUGUGGGACAUUUGAUCAAAAUAUCAUUGUGAUCGACGGUCUCGAUGAGUGCGAUGAUAUGACCGACGAAGUAGUGGACAACUUGAUUCAAAUAGCGGACUUUUCUAACGGGCUCUCGAUGGCACUUUUUAGCCGGGAUCACUACAACAUUCGUGUACGGCUCGAAGAAAAAAUUGAAGCAAUCCGAAGAGCAGCACAUACCGAGGAUGCUGAACUCUACGUCAUUGCCGAAGUUGACAAGAGGAUACGAACACGACAAUUGCAGCUGGCCAGUGCGGACAUGAAAGAGGAGAUCAGGAGUGCUUUGGUGGGAAAGGCCGAUGGGAUAUGGGUAAUUUGUCAGCUGGACUACCUAUGUGACUAUGCUCAUGACCAAGAGCGUCGCGAGGCUUUGAGCAAGCUCCCCCCAGAUCUUCCUGAGGGUAUCGUCGUCUGCUUGAGAGUCAACAAUUCCUCUGUUGGUGUACAGAACAUGGUCCAGAUGUAUCUUCACUUUAUGGCCGUGGCAGAUCCAAAGUUGACAAUAGCUGAGCUUCGACAAACGGUCUCAAUAACAGCAAUAGGUGGAACGCUGGACAAGGAUAACACAGAUGGUAAAUACUUCGUAUUUGCCCAUUUCUCUGUCCGAGAAUUUUUUGAAGACGAGAAAGCAAUCUUCCAAACGGCUGGGAUCGGAAAGUACUGGGCUGCUCAAUCCGCGACCAACUCCCUCCUUGCUACGCAGUGUUUAAAGUUUCUCCAGAUGGAUAAUUUUGAUAGAAUGCCCGAUGUUUCGGAUCAAAAAAUUGCUGUCAUUCACCAAAGGGACGAGACUUUUCCGUUCUACAGACAUGCUGUUCUCUUGUGGAUCAAACUUACAAAAGAUGGACUAGGCGACGCAGAAAUUUUGAAAUUAGCAAAAUCUCUGUUCCAUCUUCCCCAACCAAAGUAUUUUAUGAGUUGGUAUAUUGAGGUCUCAAAAAAUGUCAUGUAUGCCAUUGGCAUAGGCUCCAGAUUUGACACGAAUAAUGAGACUACAAUACAAGCUUGGAGGGUAGCGAGGGCCCCUUCGUUCAAGCCACUGCAUAUGGCUGCUGCUUUGAAUCUCCUUGAGAUAUGCAGCUUCUUAAUUAGUAGUGAUUCUGGGGCGAACGACAAGCUGGAUGCCACAACCCUUCUCGAUCUUGCGUUUACGUCUAUUCUGUCAGUUCCUGGGUUGGCAGAAAUGAGUGGAAAAAAAGACCCAGCAUCGCGAUCUUAUGACCACUGGAAGAAACCUGCUCCUACCUCGUCCUGGCUGGGAAACAAUGACGAUUGA
Fusarium fujikuroi IMI 58289 is the source of this 1449-nucleotide messenger RNA. RefSeq lists its product as uncharacterized. Lineage: Eukaryota; Fungi; Ascomycota; Sordariomycetes; Hypocreales; Nectriaceae. The transcript is spliced from 3 exons. The record is from RefSeq and is a predicted model, not a curated record. Bases 1 to 1449 code for a protein of 482 amino acids.